AAGAUCUGUCUACAGUAACAAUAGAGGACUGAGUACAAAUGGGCAAGAGAGGCUUGAAGACAACAGCAAAUCAGUACUUAUCAGCGAUGGCAGGUUGAAGCUCAUACAAAAAUCCCCACUUUUAGUCAGCGGAUACCUGAGUCUCAUAUGAUGUGGGCGUUUCACCCUCCGCAAACUACCCAACUACCUUCUCACUGCAACAAUUCAGCUCGUGCUUCUCCUAAGCCACCUAUCUGCUCAUUAACGUUUAACCCCUCUAAUUCCUCUUCCUCCACCACCACAGCCGUCGACAACAAAAACAACUUAAUCCAAUCUUUAUGCAAACAAGGCAAUCUCAAACACGCUCUUAAAAUCCUCACCAACGAACCCAACCCCACCCAACGCACCUACGAGCUACUCCUCCUUUCUUGCUCCCACCACAACUCUCUUUCCGAUGCCCAAAACGUUCACUGUCACCUCAUCGAUAAUGGGUUCGACCAAGAUCCUUUCUUGGCCACCAAACUCAUUAAUAUGUAUGCGGAACUCGAUUCUAUUGAUCAGGCACGCCAGGUGUUUGAUGAAACGCGAAAUAAAACUAUUUAUGUUUGGAAUGCGCUCUUUCGGGCGCUUUCGUUGGCGGGUUGUGGAGAAGAGGUUUUGACUUUGUAUCAGGAAAUGAAUCGGAUGGGGGUUCAAUCUGAUAGGUUCACUUAUACUUAUGUGCUCAAGGCUUGUGUUGCAUCAAAUUGUUUAAUUUCCCUUUUCAAACAAGGGAAGGAGAUUCACGCGAGUAUUUUACGUCGUGGAUAUGGUGCACGCGUGCAUAUUAUGACUACUUUGAUAGAUAUGUAUGCAAGGUUUGGCUGUGUGAGGUAUGCUAGUUUUGUUUUCAAUGAGAUGGCUGUGAAAAAUGUAGUUUCUUGGAGUGCUAUGAUUGCUUGUUAUGCAAGAAAUGGAAUGGCAUUUGAAGCAUUGGAGGUUUUUCGUGAAAUGAUAAUGGAGACCCAUGAUUUGAAUCCUAAUUCAGUGACUAUGGUUAGCGUGCUUCAAGCUUGCGCAGCUCUUGCUGCUUUAGAGCCAGGGAAGUUGAUACAUGCUUAUAUGUUAAGAAGGGGUCUUGAUUCCAUUUUGCCGGUUAUAAGUGCUCUGGUGACUAUGUAUGCAAGAUGUGGCAAGCUUGGACUAGGACAGCGAGUUUUCGAUCUAAUGGAGAAGAGGGAUGUUGUUUCCUGGAAUUCCUUGAUUUCAAGUUAUGGGGUCCAUGGAUUUGGAAAGGAAGCCAUAAAAAUUUUUAAAGAGAUGAUUUGCCAUGGAAUUCAGCCGAGUCCUAUAACUUUUGUCAGUGUUUUGGGAGCUUGCAGCCAUUCAGGGCUUGUUGAGGAUGGAAAGAUGCUUUUUGAAUCAAUGCGGAAAGAGCAUAUGAUAAGUCCUAGUGUAGAGCACUAUGCUUGUAUGGUAGAUCUUCUUGGCCGUGCUAACAAGUUAGAAGAAGCUGCCAAGAUCAUAGAAAAUAUGAGGAUUGAACCGGGACCCAAAGUUUGGGGUUCAUUACUUGGAUCAUCUAGGAUCCAUUGUAAUGUUGGGCUUGCUGAGAGAGCAAGCAAGCGACUUUUUGAGCUUGAGCCUACAAACGCUGGCAAUUAUGUAUUGCUAGCUGAUGUGUAUGCUGAAGCUAAUAUGUGGAAUCAGGUAAAAAGAGUGAAAAAGCUACUACAAGUCAGGGGGCUGCAAAAGGUCCCAGGUCGAAGUUGGAUUGAAGUUAAGAGGAAAAUGUACUCAUUUGUUUCUGUUGAUGAGUUCAACCCACAGGUCGAACAGUUGCACGCUCUGUUAAUCAAACUGUCCACCGAGAUGAAGGAGGAAGGCUAUGUGCCACAAACCAAGGUUGUGCUCUAUGACCUUGAUAGUGAGGAGAAGGAACGAAUUGUAUUAGGCCACAGUGAAAAACUAGCAGUUGCAUUUGGACUCAUCAAUUCCAGCAAUGGAGAAACCAUUCGGAUUACCAAGAAUUUGAGAUUGUGUGAAGAUUGCCAUUCUUUCACAAAAUUCAUUUCCAAGUUUGCAAAUAAAGAGAUUCUGGUUCGAGAUGUUAAUCGCUUUCACCAUUUUAGCGAUGGGGUCUGUUCAUGUGGUGACUAUUGGUAGUCAUAUUGUUGUAAUGAAAAAUCAAUCUUUUCCCAGUUGAGAUCAAUACAGUAAAAAAAAAAAAAUCAAUCUUUUUCCAGUUGAGAUCAAUGCACAUAUUUAAAAUAUGUAUAGCAUUAUACUUUCUUCAAAAAGUAAUAUAGCUUCUUCAUUGUAUAUACUUUGAUAACAUAAAUUUGAAUACCAUAAGCAUAUCACCAUAACAUUCAGUAAAUGGAGAAAAUUAAAAAGAAUGUCUGAGCCCGGGUUCGAACCGGGGACCUCUAGUGUGUGAGACUAGCGUGAUAACCGACUACACCACCCAGACGGCUUGUUAACGCCUUCUUAAUCAUACCAUAAUACUCUGUGUAUUUUCUAAGAGUUUUAUAACCCUAGGGCGGAGUUUGUCUGCUCCGUCGACGGAAUCGAUUCUCUGAGACCGAUGCCAGUGGCUUGGUAUCUCAGCUGAAACAUAUGCAAAAUAAGAUUGUGGAAUUGGAAGGAAGAAACAAUAUUUUGUCCUAAAAGCAUCAAUCAACGGAAGCAGAAAAUGGAUUCUUCAGUCACGGCUGAACGACCUGGUCAGGGGACUCAACUUAAUGUUCUAUUGCAUUAUGCAUGCUUGAGUAGGGAAAUCGCUUUCUGUGUGAUGUGGAUUAAGGCUUUGUAGAUUUUGUUGAGGAGUGAAACCUCAUGAAGAUAAAUUGUAGGAACAAAGCACUGGACCAUCUUUAUGAAGAGCUCUGAAGGAUGUUGCAAUGGAGAAGGAUCCAGCUGUUGUUGCACGGGUGGAUGUCAUCUAAACAUUAUGUGCAUUUGGUUCUUAUCACAUAUCCAUGUGAUAAUUACUAUUCUUCACCCACGAAGUCUAAUAUUUUAGUGUAGGAGGAUCUUUCAGCUCAAUUUCGCACUCUCAAAAAAGUGUAAAAGAAGCAGAACAGUACGAGGAUGAUAAAGUAAUACUUGAAAAGCAAUUGCAUGAUAUGGCUGUAGUGGUUGAUAGACUAGAAAAUUGCAGACAGAAACUUCUAAUGGAGAUUGAUGGUCAAUCUUCAGAGAUAGAGAAGCUUUUUGAAGAGAAUUCUAAUUUCUUGUCUACUUAUCAAGACGCAAUUGGGAUAACAAAGCAUUGGGAGAACCAGGCAAUCAGAAGGUUUCUAGAACUAGAGUCAAAGACUGUCUGAAGCAAAAUGAAGACCUCCGUGGAAGUCUAGACAAGUUAAGAACUGAACAGGCCAGUUUAGUGUCUAUGAAUGAUAAGACUAUCCUGAGAGGUUAAUCAGAAAUCCCGAAAUAUGCUGUCAGCCUGAAUGGUUUGCCAGAGUUUCUAUCCCUCAAGGGCUGGGUGGCACAAGAACAGAGAAAAGCAGAGGCACUGUCGCUCAUGUAUUGCAGCUCUCAGCAUAAGUUCAGCAAGCCACACAAGGAUAUAAUGGACUUGCACGGCUGUAAGAUCUUCUACCUGUUGUCUCAUUUUAUUUUAUUUUUUUUCACUAGAUGUUUUGGUGUACAAAUUAUUCAUGAAAAAUUCUCUGAUUUUUUUUUCAUUUAAAAUAUUGUAGCUAUAAACCAGUGCUACAAAAUAUUGAGAGCAGUCUUAUUGUAAUGAAACGAGAUGGUCUGUAACUGUGCAAUAAACAGAAAGGGCAGUUUUGUGUCAACAUUUGCAAUGUAUGCUUUUUGUGGUGGACUCUAUCUGAAUUGCUCAAGCUAAGAUCAUUGUUUAGCUAGAACAAGCCAAGUUCGAGAAGGGCUAACCCCAACUUGAGAUCGAAUCGCAGAAAUUUACUGGCAAAUACAUCUUUUCUGACAAUUUUUCUUUUUUGCCAUAUUCAACAACCUUUUUUCUCUAGUGGCUUCUCUAGUGAAGUUGUUACCAUCUCGAGUGCAUUGAGCUUGAGUUAUCUUCAAGCUAUUGAAGAUUUGGAAUCAGAACAGGUUCACCAUGAAACCGAAUUUAACACCUCAUCUUUUACAA
Mangifera indica (mango) is the source of this 4081-nucleotide messenger RNA. RefSeq names its product pentatricopeptide repeat-containing protein At3g46790, chloroplastic. Gene Ontology annotation, molecular function: RNA binding; protein binding; zinc ion binding. NCBI's taxonomy places the organism in Eukaryota, Viridiplantae, Streptophyta, Magnoliopsida, Sapindales, Anacardiaceae. Gene Ontology annotation, biological process: RNA modification. Bases 148 to 2124 code for a protein of 658 amino acids. The record is from RefSeq and is a predicted model, not a curated record. The transcript has 8 exons.